AUGACAGAAUUUGUUGUAGUGGGUUGUGGGGUAAUUGGCCUCUAUACUGUCGCAUGCUUAAUCGAAAAAGGUGUAGAACCAACUAAGAUUUCAAUUAUAGCAGAGCACCUUCCAGGUGAUCAGUCUAUUCAAUAUGCAUCACCGUAUGCUGGUGCGUACUUCUCAGCCUCCGUAGAAAUGGAAUUGUUACCAUAUAGUAACUAUACAUAUCAAAAUUUGCCAAAAAUACAAGAAAUGUUGAAAAACAUUAGUUCCCCAAUUGGUUUAGGAAUGUGCCCAUCUACUGAAUAUUUAGAUGAGGAAAUGUCAAAAGAGGAGUUAGAUAAGGUAAGUGAAGUAAUUGAAGAUUGGGAAUACCUUCCUAAAGAAAAAGUCGAAAAGAUUUCGCCAGGAUCAAAAUGUGCAAUUAAAUACAAGGCAUGGAUUUUCAAUUCCCCUUUAUUUAUAUCCAGUCUAUUGAAGUCACAUAAGGCGAGAGGGGUAUCUGUCUUGAGGAAAAAACUCUUGAAUAUCUCGGAAGCAUAUUCUGAAAGUACUAAAGUCGUGUUCAACUGUACUGGAAAUGGUUCAGCGACAUUGGCUGGAGUUUUAGAUGUGAAAGUUUACCCGACUAGAGGUCAAGUGGUUGUAAUCAGUGCUCCACAUAUUACAGAAUGUUUUCUGAAAUGGGACGAUGAUUCAACGUAUAUUAUUAAGAGACCUGAUUCACAAUUGAACGAGGUUAUACUUGGUGGAUUUUAUCAGAAAAACGUUAGUGAUGCUACCACAUAUGGCUAUGAAACGGAUGAUAUUUUACUCCGAACUACAAAAUUAUAUCCUAAACUAUUACUUGAUAAUCCUUGGGGUAAUACCAUUAGUGAUCUUCAAAUUCUUAGGGUUGUCGCUGGUGCUAGACCUAGUAGAAAUGGUGGUGUUCGUAUUGAAAAGGAAAUUUUGGAUAAAAAAAGAAUUUUGAUCCACAAUUAUGGUGCAGGGGGUUGUGGGUAUUUAAGUGGCUUGGGAAUGGCACAUGCUGCUGUUUCACUACUUGAUGAAUGA
Messenger RNA from [Candida] anglica, 1038 nucleotides. The record is from the annotation of a GenBank genome assembly. NCBI's taxonomy places the organism in Eukaryota, Fungi, Ascomycota, Pichiomycetes, Serinales, Debaryomycetaceae.